Molecule: messenger RNA, 3894 nt
Organism: Tyto alba (common barn owl)
Lineage: Eukaryota; Metazoa; Chordata; Aves; Strigiformes; Tytonidae
Gene: SLC39A3
Product: solute carrier family 39 member 3
Exons: 4
Coding region: 511-1458 (315 amino acids)
Biological process (GO): zinc ion transmembrane transport
Cellular component (GO): plasma membrane
Molecular function (GO): zinc ion transmembrane transporter activity
Source: RefSeq, a predicted model, not a curated record
CUGUCCCCAGCCGUCAGGGACAUCCCGCUCCCUGCCAGAGCCACCCACCCCCCCUCUCAGCACCCCUUGCCGCGUCGCCCCCCAUCUCUGCACCCUUUCAGGGUGCUCUAGCAGGUUGAAAGCUGCUCUGGUGGCCUGGGAGAAGCCCCCCCUCUCCCCCAGCACCCCCUUUUCCAGGGUGACCAGGACGAUUUCAAGUGGCUUCAGGCGUUGGGACAAACGCAGCUCUGGGGGAAUCCAGCCUGCUUUCAGCAUCACCGCCGUCUUCCCUGGGCCAGUGUGUUGGGGGCAUUGUGAGCAUAAGUUUUCAGGCUGGUGAGAUAGCCCAAACGUUGGCAGCGCUGGCUCCUGAACGUGGGGCUGUCGGAAGGAGCAGGCGGGGAGAAACACAAGGUACCGAGACCCGGAGCACCUUUCCCUUGAGGUCUGUCUGUGCCGUCGCCUGCUGAUGCGCCCACUCUAACAGCGGCCGGCGGGGCCCUUGGCAGGGAGCGUUUACUGGGAAGCACGAUGAAGAUCGUGGUCGCCAAAGUGCUGUGUCUGAUGGGCAUCUGUGUCCUCAUGCUGGCUGGGUCCCUCCUGCCCGUCAAGAUAAUUGAGGCUGAUUACGAGAAAGCUCAUCGCUCCAAGAAGGUCCUUGCCCUCUGCAAUUCUUUUGGAGGAGGGGUCUUCCUGGCCACCUGCUUCAACACCUUGCUGCCUGCCGUGAGAGAAAAGCUCAGUGAAGUUCUCAGGCAGGGGAACGUGACCACGGACUACCCGGUGGCUGAGACCAUCAUGAUGGUUGGCUUCUUUGUGAUGGUCUUUGUGGAGCAGCUCAUCUUGACCUUCCAGAAGGAAAAGCCCUCCUUCAUUGACUUAGAGACCUUCAAUGCUGGUUCGGAUGCCGGGAGCGACUCUGAAUACGAGAGUCCCUUCAUCGCAUCUUCCCGAGGACUCACGUCACACAGUGAACACAGCUACCACUCCCACAGCCACGGCUUCAAUAUCCAGGAGCUCUCCCGCUCCAGACCCUUACGGCUCGUCGGGCUGGUGUUUGCUUUGUGCACACACUCCAUCUUUGAGGGACUGGCCCUGGGCUUGCAGGAGGAGGGCAACAAAGUCAUGAGCUUGUUCAUAGGAGUUGCCAUUCACGAGACGCUGGUAGCGGUGGCACUGGGCAUCAGCAUGGCCAAGACCUCGUUGCCACUGAGGGAUGCUGCGAAGAUGGCUGUGACGGUGAGCCUGAUGAUUCCUGUGGGCAUUAGCAUUGGGAUGGGGAUUCGGAGCACCCAAAAUGCGGCCAGCAAUAUUACUUCCCUGAUCCUGCAAGGCAUCGCAGGAGGCACUUUCUUGUUCGUCACCUUCUUUGAGAUCCUUGCGAAGGAGUUGGAAGACAAGAACAACCGUCUCUUGAAGGUUCUCUUCCUGGUGCUGGGCUACGCAGCUCUGGCUGGGCUGGUCUUCCUCAAGUGGUGAGCACAGGAGUGAUGGGAAGCAAACCUCCCCUCGCAAACGGCACCGGCGAUGAGCCGCCUCUUCAGCCAAGGGGGACGCUGAAGCUCAACAUCCAAGUGAACCAUCACGGUCCAGGCAGUAUUUCUGUCUUGACCUGAAGAAGGAGAAUUUCUUCCUGUGUGCUCAGAGGGAGAUAAAAAUAAGGAGUGUCCCAGUGUAGGUGUCACAAGGUACUGUCCCUGCCCCUUGGAUCUGUGGGUGCAGCAGCUUCAGUGGAGAUUAGUAGAUACAGACAUUAAGAAUCUGGUUCUAAGGCUGCCUUCAGAGCUUGUCAAGCAUGUGGUCUCCUGUUAAUCUGCCCAGCCAGCCCCCUCGCUUCUUCCCCCCACACUCAUUGCAGAAACUGUGGUUGAGAUUCUGCUUCCUUCGUUCUCGGGCUCUGAGAAGGUGAGAAACAGUAACAGAAAUGAAGUCAAAGGCAGGUGGGAUCACGGAUUGCACAGCUGCACUAAGCUGCUUUUGCUAGCUUAGUUUUGAGCAAAACCUGGUUGUAAUAGCUGCCAAAAAUAACAUCCCUUCUGGGGCCGCGUGGUGUGGCUGAUGCCACCGCUCCCCCUGAACGGAGCUUCCAUUUUAACCCACAAGUGGCUCUGGGAGUUUUUGUUUCUCAGAGUGAUUAACGGUAGAAAUGAGGCCGGGCCCCUGUCCUGUGCUUCGUUCUCUGCAUCUCAUCCAUAUGUUGAGCAUUCCCUAAAGAAAACCUCCAGCAGCCUGUUAGUGUAUCGUUUCAAACUCCUCCUGUCCCUGUCUGAAGGCCCUUCCGCAGCACCCGCAGAGCCCAGGACCCAUUAGUUUGUAAGAAACAGGCAGCAGCGAUUUCCAGCAUUAAUAUUUUGGGUCAAGUGCUUGUGUUUAAAUAAUCUGCAGUGAAAUGGGUUUAGCCAUCACCAUCAACCACGUCUUCAGGGCUGCUCCCAGAGCCUCUGCUCUCUCUGGCAGCGGGUGCACGGGGCCGUACUGGUCCCAGGGUGUUUUGUCGGUGUUUUCAAAGGAGAGAAAUCUCUUCCCCGGUGGUUUAUGAGGUUGUGGAAAGGCUGAUUAGAGGCACUUUGCAACCUGACUGCGCACAAGCAGAUCCCUUCUGUGUCUCCAGAGCGCGUCCCCCCAGGGAAGCUCAGCCUGCUGCAGAUCCCAUCGUGAUCCUCCGGAUUUGCUGUCUGAGACGAGGAGCUCAGAUCGGGGGCUGGAGCCAGGAACCUGCCCUCCCCCGGCUGUAACGCCUGCUCCACGGCCCGGCCGGCUACCGCCGCUGCACUGCUCGCCGGCCUCUCGCGGGGGAUGCAUUUUAAUUAGACCUAGCCUUCGCUUCUGCAGCGGCUUCCGCAGGCAGAGCAGAGCUUUUGGACGCGCUGAUGGAAUUAUAACAAUGUGGAGCGGGGCUUAGCUGUGGCGCAGUCCCUGGUCGCGUGAUCCAAAGCGGGAAGAAGGGUGGGUGAGACACUGAAGCAGCAUCUUGGAGCCAGUGGUUGGCACAGCUGCAGCAUAUGGAGGCUGAUGAGCAUCAUCUGACGGUUCCUGGUGCUGGCUAUUUUAAUUGCUGCAACAUACUAAAGUCAAUUAAUCUUGCUUUGAAAAACCUGGACUGGAAGGGGGGGCGGGAGGGUUAUUUUAGGCUUCAGAUGACACACAUUAGCAGGGCCUGAUGCGAAUGUAAUUUGCCUGGAGGUGGUAAACCUCUGCGUGUUAUUUCAGUUCUGGCAGGCAGCUCGGGCAGGGCAGCAUCGCUCCCCUUAGGCGCUGCUGGGGGUCCUGAGUGGGUGGGAUGCUGGGUUGUCCCUUUUCAGGCACAGCCACCAGCUUUCUGCCUCUUUGUUUCUGCAGCUAACUCUUUCCUUGUAGGUUUUUUGUUUGGUUGUUUUUUUGUUUUGUUUUGGUUUGUUUUGUUUUCCCCCUGUAUCUGGGCAAAUGGGAGCAGCUCCCUGAGUCUUGCCAAAGGCAGAGCCCCAAGGGCAGGGUCUAUCCUAGUGCCUCCUUCCCCCACCUCAUCUUCCUCCCCCUGGCCCCAUCGGCAAUCCAGGGGCUGAUGUAUUAACGCCAACAGAUGCUGUUGAGCAGAGAUUUCUUCACUGGUGCCCAAAAGAUCGGUAGGGAUCUGCUAAUGCAAGCAGGGAUCAGGGAUCCCUCUGGGGUCAGUGUGACUGGGGGGGGGGGGACCAGGCUGGAGCCUCCAUUUUACCCCUUUUCUUAUUCUGGGGGGGGUCUUGGCUCAGGGCUGGCCAGCGGUGCAGGGGAGGGGGGGGCUGUGAAUUGCUGUGUGAGGCCGAGCUGGUGCUCUGGGGGUGCUGGAGGGGGGGUUAUUCCCCUGUGAGAGGCAGCAGCCAGCACUCCAUGGGGGGGUUUAGGAGCUGAGAAGGAGAAGCCCCAGCUCCUGCUCCCAAUAAAGGCUCUGGCCUUGCC